Messenger RNA from Cicer arietinum (chickpea), 1970 nucleotides. RefSeq names its product synaptotagmin-2-like. Gene Ontology annotation, cellular component: endoplasmic reticulum. Gene Ontology annotation, molecular function: lipid binding. NCBI's taxonomy places the organism in Eukaryota, Viridiplantae, Streptophyta, Magnoliopsida, Fabales, Fabaceae. The record is from RefSeq and is a predicted model, not a curated record.
AGGAGUACUUGAGAAAAUUAAGUUUUGAAGUUUCCAUAUUUUUUAUAUGGAAGCAACUUAAUUUAAUUCCCUUACUUUCCAUAUUAUAGAAAUAAAUAAAUUUUGAGGGUGGUACUUUGAACUAGCUAGUGCCUAGUGAUAUUGAAAUGGGUGUCUUAAGUACCAUAGCUGGUUUUUUGGGAUUUGGAAUUGGAACUUCACUUGGACUUGUCAUUGGUUAUUAUUUCUUUAUUUACUUUCAGUCAAUACAUGUUAAGGAUCCUACAAUUCGUCCCUUGGCUGAGCAAGAUUCUAAAACUCUGCAACAGUUGCUUCCAGAUAUACCCUUUUGGAUCAAAAAUCCGGACUAUGAACGUCUUGAGUGGCUUAAUAAAUUUAUUGAGUAUAUGUGGCCUUAUUUGAACAAGGCAAUUUGCAAGACUGCAAGAACUAUAGCAAAGCCAAUUAUUGCUGAACAAAUUCCAAAGUACAAAAUUGAUUCAGUUGAAUUUGAAGAACUUAAUUUAGGUUCUCUACCACCAACUUUUCAAGGAAUGAAAGUCUAUAGCACUGAUGAAAAGGAAUUGAUUAUGGAACUAUCAAUGAAAUGGGCUGGGAAUCCUAACAUUUUAGUUGCAGUUAAAGCAUUUGGAUUGCGAGCCACUGUCCAGGUUGUUGACCUUCAAGUAUUUGCUUCUCCGCGCAUAACUUUGAAGCCUCUGGUUCCUAGUUUUCCUUGUUUUGCCAAUAUUUAUGUGUCUCUCAUGGAGAAGCCACAUGUUGAUUUUGGACUAAAACUUCUUGGAGCUGAUGCAAUGUCUAUUCCUGGUCUUUACAGGAUUGUCCAGGAAAUUAUAAAAGAUCAGGUUGCAAAAAUGUAUUUGUGGCCUAAGGCCUUAGAGGUGCAAAUGAUGGAUCCAUCAAAGGCCAUGAAAUUACCAGUUGGAAUCCUUCAUGUGAAAGUUGUGAGGGCAGUGAAGCUUAGAAAGAAAGAUCUAAUGGGAGCAUCAGACCCUUAUGUCAAACUUAAACUCAGAGAUGAUAAACUUGCUUCAAAGAAAACAACUGUGAAGCACAAGAACUUGAAUCCAGAAUGGAAUGAAGAAUUUAAUGUGGUCAUUAAAGAUCCACAAUCUCAAGCCUUGGAGCUUAAUGUUUAUGAUUGGGAGCAGAUUGGGAAGCAUGAGAAGAUGGGUAUGAAUGUGAUUCCAUUGAAAGAGGUUACACCAGAUGAAUCAAAAGUACUUACUCUUAAAUUACUAAAAACAAUGGAACCCAAUGAUCCUGAGAAUGAGAAGUCACGUGGAGAUCUCAUUGUGGAAGUUUUAUACAAACCUUUUAAGGAGGAUGAGUUACCUAAGAAUGUAGAAGAUCCCAAUGGAAUAGAAAAGGCUCCUCAAGGAACACCUUCUAGUGGUGGUUUGCUUGUGAUUAUCAUCCAUGAAGCUCAAGAUGUAGAAGGAAAACACCACACAAAUCCAUUUGCAAGAUUGAUAUUUAAAGGAGAGGAAAGGAAAACCAAGCAUGUAAAGAAAAAUAGAGAUCCAAGAUGGAAUGAAACGUUUCAAUUUACUCUGGAGGAACCCCCUACUAAGGAGAGGCUUUAUGUUGAAGUGCUAAGUGCAUCCUCAAAGCUGGGCCUGCUGCAUCCCAAGGAAACUCUUGGAUAUGUGGAUAUAAAUUUAUCUGAUGUUGUUAGCAACAAAAGAAUCAAUGAGAAUUAUCAUCUUAUUGACUCCAAAAAUGGACGGAUUCAAAUUGAGCUUCAAUGGAGAACUCCCUAAUAGUAAUUAUUCUUCCAAUGUUAAUAUGGCACACCGUUGUAUUUAAAUUUUAAGUUUAUAUCAUUUUGUAAUUAUAGUUAGCUACUUGCAAACCACUCAUUAAUAAAGUGAAUGCAUAUAUAAUAUAUGUUUAUUAAAUGCAGAAUACGAAUAUGUUCUUCAACUAAUUAAGUCUAGUGGGUGAUUGAUCGUUCAAAAGAUUUGCUA